AUGGCGUCCUCAAGACUCCUUUCAAUAUUGUUUCUUCUACUUGUAGCUGUAGCCACUAAUGCUGCAACACCAAAGAUAACUUACGGAAAGUGCCCUUCCACAAUUCCCCCAGGUGUAGACUGUGGACGGAUCAACGUCCCUCUCGCAUAUCAAAGCGGCAAUUCCACCUCAGCCAAGGGCAAUGGAACAGUUGAACUUGUCUUUACUCGGUUGAACCACACUGGCAAAGGCGAGAAGCAAGGCGUUCUGUUCUUCAACACUGGCGGUCCUGGUGCAUCUGGCGCGAUACUCGUCGCAGGAAGUCCCUACGUCCCCGCAAUCGAAUUCUCGUCUGAUCUCCGAGACACCUAUGAUAUCAUCGGUCUCGACCCCCGCGGUGUAGGCGUCAGUAGUCCUGUCGAGUGCGACCCUAAAGUGUUCAACCAACGCGUCAAGACUUAUGUAACGACUGAUGAGGAAUACGAUGCUCUUUACAACUACAGUCGUAAAGUUGGCGAGAGUUGUGCAAAGUUGACCGGCCCCUUGAUUGACCAUCUCGACUCCGUUCAUGUUGCAAAAGACCACCAAGUCGUGCUCGAAGCUCUCGGGGAAUCCAAAUUCAAUUACCUCGGACUUUCUUACGGAACUCUUCUCGGUUAUACGUAUGCGUCCCUGUUUCCCAAGUCUGUCGGCCGAAUGGCUCUCGAUGCUAUCGUGGACCACUCACAAUCCGAGAUCGGAGCUCUCCUCGCAGAAUCUACAGGCUACGAAACUACUCUUAAUGAGUUCUUCGACUGGUGCGAAAGAAACUCUACUUGUGCUCUCCACGGCAAGAAUUCAAGCGGUGUAUGGGACCAGGUGCUCUCGCGCGCAGACUCAAAGCCCAUCCCAGCACCAGGCUGCAACGGCACAUGUCGCUCUGAUGUGAACGGCGAAGAGAUCCGUUAUAACGUACAAAGCUUCCUGACAUUCCAAUAUCUCACCUUCGGUCCUAACUGGCUCGAUCUUGCAGACGCUCUCCUUCAGGCCAGCAGAGGCAACGCGACAGCCCUAUCCACGCCAACCCCUAAUUCCCGCAUUGUUCAAGAUCCAAGCGGUUCACCGUACAAUUACCUCGCCAUCGGAUGUCAAGACUGGCUUCAUAACUCUAAGAACUCUGUCGAUUUACGCCAGAAGCUCAUCAACGCUGUAACGUUUGCACCACGAACGCUUGGUAUGUCGCAGACAUACUACUACGAGAGCGCGUGUAUCGGAUGGCCUGCACCGUUGACAAAUCCACAAGGACCCAUCGCUAGCGGUAUCAAGGAUGCGCCGACAAUUCUUAUUGCGGCUUCUGUAUAUGACCCUGAGACGAGUGUGACAAAUGCAGAGGGACUCAGGGAGCAGUUGACAAAAAGGGACACAACCCCUGGUGUCAUCACGAUCCGUCGAGCUGCAUAUCACAAUGGGGCUAUACCGUCUUAUGCCAUCGAUCGUCACCCUACUGUUCAACGCAAGCAGAUUGUAUUUCUAAGCACGUCUCACAAUCGUCGUAUUGGCAGCUUUGUGUCACUCCGGACCUCGGCAUCCCACUGUGCCGACCCACACGGAACUGGUGGAGUCAAAUUACCGGCGCUGUUCAAGAUCACAGUCACCUCGGACACCAUCUGCCCAUGGUGCUACGUUGGUCGCAGACAGCUCCAAGCCGCCCAGCGCCUGUGGGAGCAAAAGUACCCCAACUCCAAUGACACCUUUGCCGUCAGCUACCAACCCUUUCAACUGAAGCCCGAUUGGCCCCGAGGUCCCGGUUCCAGCGUCUCCAAGGAAAAGGUUUACAAUGAGAAGUUCGGCAAGGAGCGCGUGGCUAUGAUGCACAAGCACCUAAGCGGCGUCGGAGAGAGUCUGGGCAUCAAGUUCAAAUAUGGUGGACAGACUGGAAACACUAGGGAUUCGCAUCGACUGGUGCAAUUGGCCAAGAAGUAUGGCGAAGAGACUGAAGGCAAGGCUCUUGAUGGCCUCUUUGCCGCGUAUUUCGAGGAAAACGAAGAUAUCACCAGUUACGACAUCUUGAAGAAGGUGGCGGUUGAUGCGGGUAUCCCGGAGGCCGAGUUCCAGAAGGCCAUUGUCGACAGCGACGAGUUCGGUCCCGAAGUGGACAGGCUAUCGGAAGAGGCGCACUACAGUGGUGUCAGUGGAGUGCCUGACUUUGUGAUGCAGGAUCGAUUCCGACUUUCUGGCGCCAACGAUCCAUCGACGUUUGUCAGUGCUUGGGAGAAGAUUAAAGCGGCUGAGGGCUCAUGA
This is a messenger RNA of Fusarium poae, 2259 nucleotides long. RefSeq lists its product as uncharacterized. Gene Ontology annotation, molecular function: oxidoreductase activity. Lineage: Eukaryota; Fungi; Ascomycota; Sordariomycetes; Hypocreales; Nectriaceae. Bases 1 to 2259 code for a protein of 752 amino acids. The transcript has 4 exons. The record is from RefSeq and is a predicted model, not a curated record.